CCGAUGAACCUGGAACUGAAAGUAAAUUAACCUGUUUAAUCAGUCAAGGUUCAACAUGAGGCUCCAGGCUGAGUCCUGAUCCUGGACUUCAUGACCCAGAACUGAUCCAGAUCCUCCAUCCACAGGAACAUGACGUCAGAGUCCAGAUGCCCCCCCCGGAGAUUUGCUGACGCCUCAGCUUCACCUGGGCGCGAGGAGGAUGCGGGCGUCUCUGUUUGUGUUGCAGUGCCUCGUGUUGUCCACCGGGGGUCUCCCUCUCCCUCCCUGUUCUGUAUCUGUACCGGUUCAUGUGAUGGAGGACCGGAGGAGGACCAGAGGAGGUCGCAGAGCUUUGAACCGGUCGUAAUGAAUCCGUUUGACGGCUCCGCUUCUCCACGCCGGGAGGAGACAGACGGCGGGGACAGCCGGUGUCCGUGGUCCCGCUUCUCCUCCUGGCUGGAGUGUGUGUGCGUUGUUACCUUCGACCUAGAGAUUGGGCAAGCCAUAGAGCUGGUUUAUCCUCCAGAUGUGAAACUCACAGAGAAGGAGAAAACCAGCAUCUGCUACCUGUCCUUCCCUGACUCGUACUCAGGAUGCCUCGGGGACACUCAGUUCAGCUUCAGGUUACGUCAGUCGGUCGGUCGCAGAGCUUUGAAAUUCAGAGACGACGUCUAUAACCAAGACGCUCCCGUCACUCUGCAGAGAGAAGUGUCACAUUUCUUCGGUUACGUCUAUUUCAGACAAGUGAAGGACGUCUCAGUAAAGAGAGGAUACUUCCAGAAGUCCCUGGUGUUGGUGUCCAGGUUGCCGUACACUCACCUCUUCCACUCGCUGCUGCAGAUCAUUGCACCUGAGUUCUUUGAGAAGCUAGAGCCCUGCCUGGAAGCAGUUUGUAACGAGAUCGACCAAUGGCCUUCACCCGUGCCUGGCCUGACACUCAACCUGCCUGUGAUGGGCGUGGUCUUACAGGUGAGGAUUCCUUCAAAAACCGACAAACCAGGAGGAAGUCCAGUCAAACAGGUGGCUAAAGAGAACCUCCUGCCGGCUCCGACUCUGCUGCCGACAAUCCACGAACUCGACCUGUUCAAGUGUUUCCAGUCAGUGCUGAUCCACCUGCAGAUGCUCUGGGAGCUUGUGUUACUCGGGGAACCGGUGGUUGUCAUGGCGCCGUCUCCCACCAUUUCCUCGGAAACCGUGCUGGCUCUGGUCAGCUCCAUCAAUCCUCUGAAGUUCUGCUGCGACUUUCGUCCUUAUUUCACCAUCCACGACAGUGAGUUCAGAGAGUACACCACCAGGACACAGGCCCCACCUAAUGUGGUUCUGGGAGUCACCAACCCGUUCUUCAUUAAGACUUUUCAGUCGUGGCCUCACAUCAUCAGAAUGGGAGAGAUCAGGAUGGCAGGUGAUUUACCCAAACAGGUGAAGGUGAAGAAACUGUCCAAACUGAAAACACUUGACACUAAACCAGGGAUCUACACGGCAUACAAGACAUUUCUACACAAAGACAAGAUUCUGAUUAAACGACUGUUGAAGGGGAUUCAGAGGAAGAGACCAUCAGAGGUUCAGAGCGCCAUCCUGAGGAGACACCUGUUAGAGCUCACCCAGAGCUUCAUCAUCCCUCUGGAGCGGUACAUGGCGAGCCUGAUGCCUCUGCAGAGAUCUGUGACGCCCUGGAAGACUCCUCCUCAGAUUCGACCCUUCAGUCAGGACGAGUUCAUGUCCACUCUGGAUCACACCGGCCCUCAGCUCACCUCAGUGCUCAAAGGUGAUUGGAUGGGACUGUACAGGAAGUUCUUCAGGUCUCCGAACUUUGAUGGUUGGUAUCGUCAGCGACACAAAGAGAUGACUCAGAAACUGGAGAGUCUUCACCUGGAGGUCAUCUGUGAUGCCGACCUGCUCAGUUGGACUAAAGACAAGUCUGAGGUGGAAAUUGUGGAUCUGAUUCUCAAGCUCAGAGAGAAACUGAUUAAAGCUCGCAGGCAGCAGCUGCAGGUAAAGGACGGAGUUUUGGACAAAUUGGACACUUUUAUAAACUCGAUCAUCAGGUCACUUCCUGAGGACCUGCAGACUGUACUGAACACACACUGAACACACACACACACACAGACUGUGUGUCUUUAGAUCAGACUCAUCUUUGCUUUAGCAGCUUUCAGGGCUGAACUUCAUGAUGCCUUCUUUGACUUCAGAUUAAAUGUCACAGCUGCUGUUAGUUGUUUAGAUGAAUCUGGAUGUUUCUAUUUGGUAAAUAUCAGGGCAGCUGUCAGACGUCUGAGGUUUAAGAAUAAAACUCAAAGUCAAAAUGUUACGAUAAAAAAAUUGGAACUUUAAAACCUUUAAGACUGUUCUCAUCAUAACGUUAUGAUGGUUAAAGUCUUAACAAUACAGUUACUGUUCAAAGAUAAAAAUAUGAAACUUCUUCAACUUCAACAAGUGAAACUUUAUUCUCAGUAAAAGACUUUUAUGAUUUAACUUCUCAGAUAAUUAAACUGAAUUUCCAGAAUAAAAUGUCCUUUUCUUCCAUAACCUCACUUACUAGAGAUGAACUGAUAUUUUUCUACUAGUGAGUCGCAGCUGAAAUCUACAGACUCUGACUGGGCUCAGUGAAUGUAACACUAACAACAACAAUAAUAAUGACGUGUUUACCUUUUUGUUGUGUUUGUCCUGAAUUGUCUGUAAAUAUGUAGUUUUCAGAAGUAAAACCUGAGUCAUGUUCA
Molecule: messenger RNA, 2693 nt
Organism: Lates calcarifer (barramundi perch)
Lineage: Eukaryota; Metazoa; Chordata; Actinopteri; Centropomidae
Gene: dennd6b
Product: DENN/MADD domain containing 6B
Exons: 20
Coding region: 130-2067 (645 amino acids)
Cellular component (GO): recycling endosome
Molecular function (GO): guanyl-nucleotide exchange factor activity
Source: RefSeq, a predicted model, not a curated record